Pungitius pungitius (ninespine stickleback) is the source of this 1241-nucleotide messenger RNA. It is a transcript of the gene gar1, whose product is annotated as GAR1 homolog, ribonucleoprotein. The record is from RefSeq and is a predicted model, not a curated record. Gene Ontology annotation, molecular function: box H/ACA snoRNA binding. Gene Ontology annotation, cellular component: box H/ACA snoRNP complex. Lineage: Eukaryota; Metazoa; Chordata; Actinopteri; Perciformes; Gasterosteidae. The coding region runs from base 119 to 778 and encodes 219 amino acids. Gene Ontology annotation, biological process: ribosome biogenesis; snoRNA guided rRNA pseudouridine synthesis. The transcript is spliced from 7 exons.
UCCGCGAUGCUGGUGAACCCCUUUACGGCAGCUCUCGGUCACACGUGUUGUCAUCGCAUGGAAGUCCUUCGUAAAUAGCUGCUGCGAGCCGAUCAACUUUAGGUUUCUCAACCAAAUCAUGUCUUUCCGAGGGGGCGGUGGACGAGGGGGCCGGGGAGGCCGGGGAGGUGGAGGCUUUAGCCGAGGUGGAGGAGGCGGAUUCGGAGGAGGCAGAGGAGGCGGAUUUGGACGCGGCGGUGGCGGCGGACGGGGCGGUUUCAGACAACAAGACUACGGCCCUCCGGAAUAUGUCGUCGCUUUGGGAGAGUUCGUGCAUCCGUGUGAAGAUGACAUCGUGUGCAAGUGUACGACCGAGGAGAACAAAGUGCCCUACUUCAACGCCCCUGUGUACCUGGAGAACAAGGAGCAGAUCGGGAAGGUGGAUGAGAUAUUCGGCCAGCUGCGGGAAUUUUAUUUUUCAGUUAAACUCUCCGACAACAUGAGGGCAUCUUCAUUUAAGAAACUUCAGAAGUUUUAUAUAGAUCCAAUGAAGCUCCUCCCACUGCAGAGGUUCCUCCCGAGGCCUCCGGGAGAGAAGGGUCCUCCGAGAGGAGGCCGAGGGGGAAGAGGAGGCGGCCGUGGAGGCGGUUUUCGUGGCGGCCGCGGCGGUAGCUUCGGGGGCGGCCGCGGCGGAGGUUUCGGAGGCGGCCGGGGCGGAGGAUUCGGAGGUGGACGAGGUGGAGGAGGCUUCAGAGGAAGAGGAGGGGGAGGAGGACGUGGAUUCAGAGGCGCAAGAUAAUCUGAUGGUGGUGCGGUGGUCUCGCCUCCAUCUUGGCCUACAAACGCACGCGCCAAAUGGCUGCGCUCUAUGGCAGUGCCUGACCUGUUGGACUCACAAUAUAGACACUGCCUCUAUUUGAAUCCGAUGGAUUUUCCCUUUGUUUUUAUUUUUUGUGCCAGUGUUGAAUGUGAUGGCUGAUCAUUCUUUCAAAGGUCAAUACAUAUGCCGGUGUGUAACACAGGACCUUGAUGUCAAGUUAUUGGGUCACUUUGUGAACAGUCUGUCUGUCCAUAAGCUGUGUUUGUACUAUGAGAAAAUGAUUUUAAGUGCUACAUUCACACACCUCCAUGUGUUCUAUUCCUUUGACGUGAAGUCUUUGUAUACAGUUAGUUGAGAACAUUUUAAUACCCGUUGUUUUCUAAAGUCCUAAGCAGAAUGUCACAUUUUUGGUUAAAGGCCUUGAUUAAACGGUGCUUUGUAA